This is a messenger RNA of Synchiropus splendidus (mandarinfish), 4707 nucleotides long. RefSeq names its product NEDD4 E3 ubiquitin protein ligase a (gene nedd4a). Gene Ontology annotation, biological process: receptor catabolic process; neuromuscular junction development; regulation of dendrite morphogenesis. Gene Ontology annotation, molecular function: ubiquitin protein ligase activity; protein binding; sodium channel inhibitor activity. The coding region runs from base 256 to 2988 and encodes 910 amino acids. The record is from RefSeq and is a predicted model, not a curated record. The transcript has 29 exons. Lineage: Eukaryota; Metazoa; Chordata; Actinopteri; Syngnathiformes; Callionymidae.
AAUUUACCGUAAGAAAGCGUCAACAUACUAGAGACCGUGGGGAGGAGGAUGAAUAGGAGGAGCAGGAAGAGGAGGCUGAACUGACAGAGCGAGAAAGAGUCACACCAACCAUUGGCUCUAGCUCAUCUGUCGUUUCCACAGUAAACAACGCCGGAGUAGUAGUGUAGUUCAACAACCGCGCGCGUUUGAUAGUCGACAGAACAGCUGCGACCUGCUUGUUGUUGCUCUUAUCCGAGUCAGAGGGGUGCGGGAAUAAUGGCUGCAGUUUCUCCACAGAUCCGAGGACUUGCGACUGAUGAGGAAAAUACCAGGAUACUGCAAGUGAAGGUGAUUGCUGGAAUUGGAUUGGCAAAAAAGGACAUCCUUGGAGCCAGUGAUCCAUAUACAAGACUGACUCUCUAUGAUCAUUCCAAUGGAGAAAUCGGCAGUGCCCAGACUAAGACCAUUAAAAAGACACUGGAUCCUAAAUGGGAUGAAAAAUUCCUUUUCAGAGUUUACCCACACAGACAUCGGCUUCUCUUGGAAGUGUUUGAUGAAAACCGAUUGACACGUGAUGACUUUCUGGGUCAGGUGGACAUACCAUUAAAUCAGAUCCCGACAGAAAAUCCUAAUGCAGAAAGACCAUACACGUUCAAGGAUUUCUUUCUUCACCCACGAAGCCACAAGUCCAGAGUCAAAGGUCAUCUGCGUCUUAAAAUGACCUACUUGCCAAAAACCUCUGCUGGAGGCUCAGAGGAGGAAACGGCAGAGCCAACUGAGGAUGUGGAUUCUAGCUGGGAUUUUCUGGAGACCCAGGAUAUGUCGGGUCCAAGACAGAGUCAGCUAUUGCCGGCUCUGCCCCCUGGCUGGGAGGAGAGACAGGACAACCUGGGAAGAACCUACUACGUCCACCAUGAAAGCAGAACCACUCAGUGGCAACAGCCAACGCUAUAUAACCUGGAGAGUCGGCAACAUCAGAACAACAACGUGGACAGUGGGCAGACUUUCAUCACUCGCAGACAGAUCUCAGAUCAUGAUGAAAGUGCCACGGGAGAGUUGCCUGAGAGCUGGGAGAUUAUUACAGAGGACGAGUCCACCUUGUACCAGAGUAACAAUCAUCCCAUAUCACCUCCCUCUCAACCCGUUUUGGAUUUCCACCCAUUUGGUGAUGACUUUAGAAAUUUGCACGUAACAAGGGCCCCAACUGGUGAGGAGCGUCCCUCCCAGAUGGAUCAUGCUGGUAACUCAAGGCAUUCCAGUCGAAGAGGAAGUGCACCGGCUUCAACUGGAGAGGAACAACCCGUAAAUCCUGUGCUCCUUCCUACUUCUGCUGGGCUUCCUCCUGGCUGGGAAGAGAAACGGGACAGUAAAGGAAGGCGCUACUAUGUCAACCACAACAGCCAAACCACAACAUGGACGCGCCCAGUCAGUCAGAGAACAUCAGAGUCAGCAACGGCACCAAUGCAAAAUAGCACCAGCACACCCCUUAGCCCCGCCCCAUCCUUUAACUCUGGAUCUCAAGAGCUGUCCCCACAGUCAACUCCAAGCCCCGAUGCCCAAUAUGAAUCUGGCUUCUUGCCUGCUGGUUGGGAGGUUCGCAGUGCUCCAAACGGAAGGCCGUUCUUUAUUGAUCACAAUACCAAAACCACUACGUGGGAAGAUCCUAGACUGAAAAUUCCUGUUCACAUGAGAAGGAGAGCCUCUCUUGACCCAUCUGAUCUUGGCCCAAUGCCAGCCGGCUGGGAGGAAAGGGUCCACAGUGAUGGAAGGAUAUUUUACAUUGAUCACAACACCAAGACUACACAAUGGGAGGAUCCCAGAUUACAGAGCUCAGCCAUAACCGGACCAGCCGUGCCUUAUUCCAGAGAUUACAAGCAGAAGUAUGACUACUUCCGCAAAAAGUUGAAGAAGCCAGCAGAUAUUCCAAACCGCUUCGAGAUGAAGUUACGACGGAAUGCGGUGCUGGAAGACUCGUACCGGCGCAUCCUCUCUGUUAAAAGGCCGGACACCCUGAAGGCAAGACUGUGGGUGGAGUUCGAGGGAGAAAAGGGUUUGGACUAUGGAGGUGUGGCCCGGGAGUGGUUCUUCCUGAUGUCCAAGGAGAUGUUCAACCCUUACUAUGGACUAUUUGAGUAUUCUGCCACUGACAACUACACCCUGCAGAUUAACCCCAACUCAGGUUUAUGUAAUGAGGACCAUCUCUCCUACUUCAAAUUCAUCGGCCGUGUGGCAGGAAUGGCCGUGUUCCAUGGCAAACUGCUCGAUGCUUUCUUCAUACGGCCUUUCUACAAGAUGAUGCUGCAGAAGCCGAUCACCCUGCAGGACAUGGAGUCAGUGGACAGUGAAUAUUUCAACUCACUGAUGUGGAUUUUGGAGAACGACCCGACAGAUCUGGAUCUGAUGUUUACAAUUGACGAAGAACUCUUUGGACAGACUCACCAGCACGAACUGACGCCUGGAGGCUCAGAGAUCGUCGUGACCAAUGAGAACAAGAAUGAAUACAUUCAUCUGGUGAUGCAGUGGAGAUUUGUCAACCGCAUCCAGAAGCAGAUGACUGCUUUCAAAGAGGGAUUCUUCGAAUUGAUCCCGCUAGAUCUGAUCAAGAUCUUCGAUGAGAAUGAGCUCGAGCUGCUCAUGUGUGGACUCGGGGAUGUAGACGUGAAUGACUGGCGAGAGAACACCAAGUACAAGAACAGCUACUGCCCCAACCAUGUGGUGAUCCAGUGGUUUUGGAAAACUGUGCUGCUGAUGGAUGCAGAGAAGAGAAUUCGCCUCCUACAGUUUGUGACAGGGACUUCCCGGGUUCCUAUGAAUGGCUUUGCCGAACUUUAUGGGUCUAAUGGACCACAGCUGUUCACCAUCGAGCAGUGGGGAACACGUGAAAAGCUGCCUCGAGCCCACACAUGCUUCAAUCGGCUGGACCUUCCUCCGUACGAGUCAUUUGAAGAGCUGCGGGAGAAACUUCACAUUGCCAUCGAGAACGCACAAGGCUUCGACGGGGUGGAUUAGCCAGUGCGCAGCUCAUCCGCUAAACACAGAACACAGUCGACUCUCGUGCUGAAGUGGAGAAAUGCCGCCUGCGAGACAGAUGAAGGACGCACACUUGUUCUUGGCCCAAUCUUUCCGUCGCACCUUGACAGCCAGGUGUCGGAUAUAUUUGCAUCCAGUUUACAAAUCAGAUCUGUUGUCUUGUCUCUUAAAUUUGAAUAUUUAAAAAAACUAUUUAGCCAUGAAUGUUUUAUAGAGUCAAGCCUUAAUGUCUGGGGGGGUGGUACAGAUUUUUCUGAUUUCUGAGGGAUCGAUUUUGCUUCCUUGGGAUGCAGAUAACUUGUUAGUGGACCAGUGCCAAGCUGCGCAGAUAAUGCCUCAGGAGUCUAGAGAGUCUCUGUGCUCAGAGGACCUCCAUGUAGAGUUUGACAAUACUCCUGAGUUAUGUACCACCGCAAAAGGCAUGGCUUUCUUAUAUGAAACGUUGUUACUCUUAAAUGUGCCAAAUCUUUGUGUCAACUCACAUGUUCUGGUGUCAGCUUGAGCGUUUAUCUCUGCGUGAUGUGCUUUCAAAGAGCAUCAUUGCUUGGAGGAGUCCCCCACCUGUUGGUGACUCUUGGUGGGCCUAUUCAUAUGUACCUCUUUUUAAAAGGUUAAGAUCCAGCCCGUGAAGGAAGUGUGUUUAGACCCUUGGCAUGAAUGUAGUAGACCGAAACUGAGGCCGAUGUCUUUGACUGACCGGAAUACUUAAGGUUGGCGGUUUAAAAUGGUGUUAAAACAAGACGUGCCUCAUUGCCAGUCAAGAUAUGCUCAAUUGAAAAUCUGAUUGAAUUGUAAUGACCCUGAAGUCUCCCUGUAGAUGCACAUACCAACACAAUAUUAUCACUCUUUCUUGUUAGAAACAAAACAAGUGUCUACAGUGAAGUAUUCGGGAGUGUACCGGACUAGUUAAUGGCUGAAAUAUUCUCGAUGAUGUGGCGACUUCAUGCAGUGUUAGAUUCAGCUAAACUAUCGUCUGUGAUUUUAUACUGAGUGUUGGCACUUUUCACGGUCAGAUCCAACAGAUUGAAUGGCUUGCACACAGUCCACAAGUGAUACUUUGAUUUUCCUCUACCCGUCACGGGUGUCUAUUUGCGGUGCUCUGUUUUUAAGAGUACGUCAAAGAUAUGUACAGAUGACCUCUGUUUGUACAGACAAGCUUGUGAUACUUUUUUUUUAAUGUAGGAAAGAACAUGUUAGCAACCCUUUUAGUCUUUGUUUCCCUUGUGUGUUUACGCUACCUGCCAUGUUUACACGUUCGGACAGAAGAUGUGGUGGGCUGGUUCAGUUUUCUACUUAAUGUUUUUAUAAAGUGAAGCACUUUGUUCAUUUCAACAAGUCUUAUCUCUGAAACCUUGCAGAUCGGUCGCCCGACGGCCACUUCACUCUCUCUCACUUGCAGUGCACAUGUUUGUAAUGUUUACAUGUGAACAUCGCUGAAGAUAAGCACAUUCUUCAUUAUCGCCUGUAAUCCAAUGUUAAAACUGAGGCCUUUUAUUGUUGUGUUUUGUGUUGCACGUGUUCUAAUCUCAACAUUGAAGUUCCCUUAUGAAUGUCUUGCUGUCUGUUGAAGAAAUAUCAAAACAUAAAAACGAUCAUAUUUUGUUACCUUUUAAAUAUUAAAGCCUCUAAGUGCAUUACAUUUAUUAAGCAUAUAUUGAAAACGGUUGUAUUGAAAUGGUAUUGAAUCACAAUUGGAAG